This is a messenger RNA of Homo sapiens (human), 6525 nucleotides long. It is a transcript of the gene WDR31, whose product is annotated as WD repeat domain 31. The transcript is spliced from 11 exons. Bases 1895 to 2998 code for a protein of 367 amino acids. The record is from RefSeq and is a predicted model, not a curated record. NCBI's taxonomy places the organism in Eukaryota, Metazoa, Chordata, Mammalia, Primates, Hominidae.
GUUCCCACCCCCAGGCUCCGCGUUCCCGCCGGCCCCAGCUCCAGCCCCGCAGCCCACCGGUGGGUACUGAGCCUGAGGUGGGAGAAAGGGGCAUAGCGGCAGACUAGGAGCGGGCAACCCUCGCCCUUUGGUCGAAGCGGAGAGCGGUUAUGAGGGCCAACCUUGGGCUGGGUGGCGCUAGGUUCCCAUCUUCGGGGACUCUUCUCCCCGCUUUCCACAUACACAUAAAAAAUAAGCUUUAGGCCGGGCGCGGUGGCUCACGCCUGGAAUCCUAGCACUGUGGGAGGCCGAGGCGGGUGGAUUGCCUGAGCUCAGGAGUUCGAGACCAUCCUGGGCAACACAGUGAAACCCUGUCUCUACUAAAAUACAAAAAAUUAGCCGGGAGUGGUGCCGUGCGCCUGUAGCUACUUGGGAAGCUGAAGCAGGAGAACUGCUAGAACCCGGGAGGCGGAGGUUGCAGUGAGCCGAGAUCGCGCCACUGCACUCCAGCCUGGGUGACAGAGCGAGACUCGAGACUCCGUCUCUUGAAAACAAAAACAAAAACAAAUUAAGCUUUAGUUGUUCAUAUAAUGGGCAGGGAGAGGAGCAUUUGCCAUCUGAAGCGACAGAAAGGAAAAACUGCACACAAGUCGUCCCCAAAAUUUGAGGCAACCGUGAGAGUGGUGGCCUAGAACUGGCUCCCUGUGUGACUCUAGGCAAGACCCUCUUAUUCCCUGGGCCUCGGUUUCCCCUAUCUGUACCAUUAGAGGGUCGAACCAGACCAGCUUCCAGGUGUUUCUACUCAUACUUUUCUUUCUUUGAGCAUUGUUUUGGCGACUAAAGAUGCCUUGGUCUCCCAGAGUGUAAGACAGAAGUGUGCAGAGGGAGAUUUGGGGAGACGGAGGGAGAUAAGAUAUCAGCAUUUGCAUUAACGGGACCAGGGAAAUAAGGUCCAGUCCACCCGGCUCUGCCCCUGUGACCUUCAGCAAGUCACAGCCCUCUGAGUCCCAGUUUCUUCAUGGAAUAGAACAGUCGGAUAGGUACUGGUGUAUAUCAAGGAAUAUUGCACUGGAGAGUUAAAAGAGAAUUCUCUGCUUUCUGUUUAGGGUGGUUUAGAGUGACUACUGGAUAUCCCAAGGCCUUUGGAAAGCAGAUUGGAAUAGAAAGAAGUGAUGGGAUUCAGACCGAGGCCUGGUUCCAACUGGAACCAACAGGGACAUCCAGAGCCAUAACUGAAUCUGUAGAUUUUCCCAUGUCCUCUCCAGCCUUUCUGGGUCUGGAGCCUGGGAUGAAACAGGGUGACUGCUCUCUAAGGGAUAUGUUGUUGGGCAGGUUAAAAGGGCGCUUAUGUUGUUGGGUCCCUAAAAAGUGUACCACUGGGCCGGGCACGGUGGCUCACACCUGUAAUCCCAGCAUUUUGGGAGGCCAAGGUGGGCGGAUCAACUGAGAUCGGGAGUUCGAGACCAGCCUGACUAAUAUGGAGAAAUCCUGUCUCUACUAAAAACACAAAAUUAGCUGGGCGUGGUGGCAGGCGCCUGUAAUCCCAGCUACUCAGGAAGCUGAGGCUGGAGAAUCGCUUGAACCUGGGAGGUGGAGGUUGUGAUGAGCUGAGAUGGUGCCAUUGCACUCCAGCCUGGGCAACAAGAGAGAAACUCCAUCUCAGAAAAAAAAAAAAAAAAUAGCGUACCACCAAGCCGACUCUUCAUCUUAGUAUUCCAUUCACUCAUUCAACAGUGCAAACAUGCUUAGACAGAGAAGAGAUUAACUUCAGUGGCUUCCCACUAAUUACAGAGAUUAAGAAGUGGCUGCCUGAACUAUUUUCCAAAGGAUACACAUUACAAAUUAUUGAAUAGGGCAGCUAACCAAGAAGAUCCUAUUGGUUUGGGGGGAACACAACUUCCAGCAGCCACAAGGGAUGCUGCUACUCAGGUGCCAACUGAAACAAGCUCCUCCACAGAAGGUUUCGUUUAGGUUUUGUGUCGUGAUGGGGAAACAGCAAAGCAAACUCAAACACAGCACUUAUAAAUACGGCAGGCCUGAUGAAAUUAUAGAAGAGAGAAUUCAAACUAAAGCUUUUCAAGAGUAUAGCCCAGCUCACAUGGAUACCGUCUCUGUCGUGGCUGCUUUGAACUCAGACCUUUGUGUCUCUGGAGGGAAAGAUAAGACAGUUGUGGCCUAUAAUUGGAAAACUGGAAAUGUGGUGAAAAGGUUCAAAGGACAUGAACAUGAGAUCACCAAGGUAGCCUGUAUUCCCAAAUCCAGCCAGUUCUUCAGUGCCUCUCGUGACAGGAUGGUCAUGAUGUGGGACUUGCACGGUUCCUCACAACCAAGGCAGCAAUUGUGUGGCCAUGCCAUGGUGGUCACCGGAUUGGCUGUGAGUCCAGACUCAUCACAGCUGUGCACUGGCUCUCGGGACAACACCCUGCUUCUGUGGGAUGUGGUGACAGGACAGAGUGUGGAAAGAGCAUCUGUCUCCAGGAACGUGGUCACUCACCUGUGCUGGGUCCCCAGAGAACCAUACAUACUACAGACCUCUGAAGAUAAAACCCUCAGAUUAUGGGACAGUCGGGGGCUGCAGGUAGCUCAUAUGUUUCCUGCAAAGCAGCACAUUCAGACCUACUGUGAAGUCAGUGUGGAUGGACACAAGUGUAUCUCCUGCAGCAAUGGCUUUGGAGGAGAAGGCUGUGAAGCCACGUUGUGGGACCUAAGACAGACUCGAAACAGAAUAUGUGAGUAUAAGGGGCAUUUCCAGACUGUCGCAUCCUGCGUCUUUCUACCAAGAGCAUUGGCCUUGAUGCCUUUAAUUGCUACCUCAUCACAUGAUUGCAAGGUGAAGAUUUGGAACCAAGAUACUGGAGCCUGCCUUUUCACCUUGUCUCUGGAUGGAUCAGGACCCUUGACUUCUCUGGCUGUUGGUGACGCCAUCUCCUUAUUGUGUGCAAGUUUUAACAGAGGAAUUCACUUACUCAGAAUGGACCACAGCCAAGGGCUGGAACUGCAGGAAGUGGCAGCAUUCUGAGGCCAAGAGACACUCACUGGACAAUAUCAAACCAUGGCUCCUCCUCAGCAUGGCUUUGUGUCUUUCCCAGUUAUCUUGAGGGGAGUGGGAUGUAGGGCUGGUAUUCUUUGCUUAGGUUCAUUUACAAGAUGUAUCAGUGUUGUAAGUCCAAUAAUUUAAGUCCAGUGAUUCAAAAUCAGGUAUAGAGUCCAGAAACAUGGACUACACAUAAGGUUCUCUAUUUAAGUUAAAUACAAAUGCAACUUUUUAGUGAGCUUUUAGGACUACUCUUCAAAAAAAGUGUAUUGCUCAGAAUGAUGACCUGUAAAUGUAAGAGUGGCAGGCCUCUGUCUGUGAAAGUCAGAACACAGGGCUCGAGCCUCUGGAACUGACCCUUUGCAAGUCUUUACAAAAGAAAAAAGGCAGUGGGGAGAGAGAGUGUUUUGGUUACAUCAGAAAUAAUUGAGAUGGGAAAGAAUAGUGCAGCUCCAUAGAGGAGACGGACUGUAGACAAUGAGAUUAAGCUUCAAUCACUGCUCCUCAGCAAUGUGAAGAAUCAAAGUCAGGGCAAGAAAGCGAAAGCUUGGACUUCUAUUCAAAGUGGCAGCAGAGUGGGAGGGCGGUACCCUUCUAGCCCAGUGCUGCUGAGCUUGUGUGAAAAUCAGACCUGAGAUGGCUUGAAGCAGCCAAGAACCACAUGGGCAUUGCCCAGAAUUACAGGAGUUAGCACACCAGCUCUACAGAUAAGAAAACAUUGAAAUUCAAAGAUUAAGGCCAAAAAUAUCUCACUUGCAAUUUUAAUAUUUUCAUUUGGAUUUAUAUAAAUGAAACAUAUAUAUGUUUUGGAAUGGCCAGAGUGAGGCAAAGGGGAUCCCUGAAAUAACAUUAGAACAUACAGGAAAAACGAGGCAGGCAGAUCACUUUAGGUCAGGAGUUCAAGACCAGCCUGUACGUGCGUGCCUGUAGUCCCAGCUACUCGGGAGGCUGAGAUGGGAGAAUCACUUGAACCUGGGAGGCAGAGUUUGCAGUGAGCUGAGAUUGUGCCACUGCACUCCAGUCUGUGUGACAGAAUGAGACCUUGUCUUGAAAAAAAAAAAAACAAAAAACCACAUACAGGAAAAAAGAGAGGGAUGGAGUCAACUGUGCCCCAGACAUUAAGCCCCCUUCAGUGAGGAGGGGCAAGGUGCUCAGGCCUGCCUGUGUGGCCCCCAGGAGUCAGACCUCAGCCUCAUGCUCACUGGUCCAUUUUCCUCCAGGGAAAAUGGAGUUCUUUCUGCCUUCAGAGAUGCCCACACAUAAGGCACAUGAGGCUGUUGGUGACACCAUCACCAACACUGGAGAUUCCCUUUCUGACAAGUCCCAGCCAAAGAAAGAUUUUGCAUUUGUCUUCUCUGUCCUCUGCUUGUCUCUGAUACCAGUGACUGACAGCCACCUUCCUUCUUCCCUCUCUUGGUGUGAUCAUGGCUAACUGCAGCCUCAAUCACCAGGGCUCAAUCAAUCCUCCCUCCUUAGCCUCCUGAGUAGCUGGGACUGCAGGCAUGCACCACCACACCUGGCUAAUUUUUUGUGUGUUUGUGUGGUCUAAAACUCCUGGGCUCAAGUGAUCCAUCUGCCUCGGCCUCCUUAAGUGUUGAGAUUACAGGUAUGAGCCACCACAUCCAGCUGAGAGUCUGUUCUUAAGCUAGUACAAAGAGUCAGACCCGACUUUGAAUCUCCACUUCUCCAUUUAGCUGGAUGAUCUUGGGCAAGUUAUAAAAUCUGUUUCCUCUUCACUUUAUAACGUGGGUUUCAUGAUCAUACCUCGCCACAGGGCUGUUCUGAAGACUGGACAUAGCUAUUUUAAAUGCCAGGAAAGGCCAGGCGCAGUGGCUCAAACCUGUAAUCCCAGCACUUUGGGAGGCCGAGGCAGGAGGAUCACCUGAGGUCAGGAGUUUGAGACCAGCCUGACCAACAUGGAGAAACCCCGUCUCUACUAAAAAUACAAAAAUUAGCCAGGCGUGGUGGUGCAUGCCUGUAAUCCCAGCUACCUGGGGAGCCUGAGGCGGGAGAAUCGCUUGAACCCAGGAGGCGGAGGUUGCGGUGAGCCGAGAUUGUGCCAUUGCACUCCAGCCUGGGCAACAAGAGCGAAACUCCAUCUCAAUAAAUAAAUAAAUAAGUAAAUGCCAGGAAAGGUGGUGACAAAUGGUAGCCAUAAUUAUUUAUUGUCCUCUCUGUCCAGACUAAAUGUUCCCUUUUCCAUAUUAAACAUUUACCAUUCUGCCGGACGCGUUGGCUCAUGCCUGUAAUCCCAGCACUUUGUGAGGCCUAGGCGGGCAGAUCACAAGGUCAAGAGAUCGAGACCAUCCUGGCCAAUAUGGUGAAACCCCGUCUCUACUAAAAAUACAAAAAUUAGCUGGGUGUGGUGGUGCCCGCCUGUAGUCCCAGCUACUCAGGAGGCUGAGGCAGGAGAAUCGCUUCAACCGGGGAGGCAGAGGUUGCAGUGAGCUGAGAUUGUGCCAUUGCACUCCAGCCUAGGCAACAGAGAGAGACUCUAUCUCAAAAUAAAAUAAAAUAAAAUAAAAUAAAAUAAACGUUUACCAUUCCUUGAUCCUUUUUUUUUUUUUUUUUUUUGAGAUGGAAUCUUGCUCUGUCGCCCAGGCUGGAGUGCAGUGGUGCAAUCUCGGCUCGCUGCAAGCUCCGCCUCCCGGGUUGACGCCAUUCUCCUGCCUCAGCCUCCCGAAUAGCUGGGACUACAGGCGCCCGCCAUCACGCCCGGCUAAUUUUUUUGUGUUUUUAGUAGAGACGGGAUUUCACCGUGUUAGCCAGGAUGGUCUCAAUCUCCUGACCUCGUGAUCCGCCCGCCUAAGUGCUGGGAUUACAGGCGUGAGCCACUGCGCCCGGCCUCCUUCAUCCAUUCUUAGAUCUUAUCCUCUAAACCUUUAGUCAUCGUUUCACUCUCCUUUGAUUCCUUGUUAUGGGUCUUUCAACUCUGGAAAGACAAAGAGAUAGUGGGAGAGGAAGCCCGGUCACUGAGCAUCUACAGAGGGCUAAAUAUAUUUAUUCUCAUUUGUUAUUCCCAAUAUUCUCUGUAUUGUGAUUUCCAUUUCACAGAUGAGGAAGCUGAGGGCUAGAAACAUGCAGUACUUUGCCCAAAGUCACACACAUAUUAAGAAGAGCUGAGGUAUGAAUCUGGGUCUGCCUGACUCAAAGCCCAAACGCUUUCCUUUGCAUCGUGUCACAAAGUCAUAGACCAUGACAUUGUUUGUAUCUUCAAGACCAGUUAUUAACUUUCUGGCUCCAAGGAGAUCCCCUGCCCAAGUGCCUAGGGGCAGUAGACAGCUGUCUCAGGGACAGUCGUAGCAUGUGCUGGAUUAUUAGUGCAGCAGCUGACACUUUUUCCCAGAAGGGAGAGAGGCAGCAAGUCAGAAAGUUCACGGGAAUGAGUUGGGAGGGGGUCCCAGGGAAGGGGGACAGGCUGCCAGGAGAAGGAAAGUACACGGGAGAAAAUAGUGGGGCUCUGAUGAGUUAGUAGGGUUCUGUUACCAAUAAAAUUGUUUCCAUAAACUGUA